Molecule: messenger RNA, 384 nt
Organism: Penicillium subrubescens
Lineage: Eukaryota; Fungi; Ascomycota; Eurotiomycetes; Eurotiales; Aspergillaceae
Exons: 1
Coding region: 1-384 (127 amino acids)
Source: RefSeq, a predicted model, not a curated record
AUGAUCAAUUCCGUUGUGGAUAUAGUUCUUGCCUCCGCUAUUUAUCGUGUCAUUUCCUGCGCUAAGGAUCAAAGUGCGCAGCCACUAGAAGCGAACAAGACCUCUGUCAAAGGAAAUGGUGACGCAGGAUCUCGUCUGACCGAAUUAGUAGACCUCUUUUCUUCCUCGUGGAUUAUUCGCCGGGAUACCCGUGAGAGACAUCGGGGAGAAAUAAUAGUGGAGGAGGUGAAUCAUUGGAUACCGGAACACACUCUCCAGAAGCGUAGGGCAUACCUAGGCCCAGAGCUGGAUGAAAGCUUCCAGCGUAUCUGGCCGGGAGAAGAUGGUUUGCAGGAGAAGAAGGAUAAACGCAGCAUGAUGAAUAAAAUGGCCACCGGGAAGUGA